AGGAAGAGCUUCACAUCGUUGCGACCAGGACUUUAAACACACUGUAGCCUGCACACACACACUGUGCCAUACAGUGGUGGAAGGAGGGAGAUCGUACUGUACUGGAUCUUACCCUGCAACAUCCCUGAUACAAUGUGUCCGAUCAUUUACUUUCUGCCAUAAUGUCUCUGAUUAUUUACUUCUCGCGCGUGCUGCUCUGACCGCGGUGUGUUUAUAUGGAGACUGCGUAUCGGUACCCUCAAAAACAGUCAACCGGGAAAUGGUAACACAUGAACCUCCUCACUGGAAGGAACAUGGUUGAGAGGAGCAGCAAAUUUCUGUUCAUCGUUGUCGGCUCGGUUCUGUUCAUGCUGAUUUUGUAUCAGUACGUGGCUCCGGGGAUGAUGAACUUCGGCUCUCCGCACGGGUACAUGAUGGAAGACGAUGCGGAUCUCUUCCCGACUCCUGAUCCUCAUUACGUGAAGAAAUACUAUUUCCCCAUCCGAGAUUUGGAGCGGACGGUGGAUUUUGAAAUCAAAGGGGAUGAUGUGAUCGUGUUCCUCCACAUCCAGAAGACCGGCGGCACCACGUUCGGCAGGCAUCUGGUCCAGAACGUGAGGCUGGAGGUGCCGUGUGAUUGCAGACCGGGACAGAAGAAGUGUACCUGUUACCGACCCAACAGGAAAGAGACCUGGCUCUUCUCGCGGUUCUCCACCGGUUGGAGUUGUGGCUUACACGCGGACUGGACCGAACUGACCAACUGCGUACCGGGGGUUUUGAACAAAAAGGAGAACAGGAUGAAAAACCAAAGGAAGUUCUAUUACAUCACCCUGUUACGGGACCCUGUAUCUCGCUACUUGAGCGAGUGGAGGCACGUCCAACGUGGGGCCACUUGGAAAACCUCCCUGCACAUGUGCGACGGGCGAACGCCCACGCCCGAGGAGCUUCCCCCCUGCUAUGAGGGCACUGAUUGGUCGGGCUGCACACUGCAACAGUUCAUGGAUUGUCCGUACAACCUGGCGAACAACCGACAGGUGCGCAUGCUAGCUGACCUCAGCCUGGUGGGCUGCUACAACAUGUCGUUUAUCCCAGAAAAGAAACGAGCCAAGAUAUUACUAGAGUCCGCGAAAAAGAACCUCCGUGACAUGGCCUUCUUCGGAUUGACCGAAUACCAGCGCAAAACGCAGUACUUGUUCGAACGGACUUUCCACCUCAAGUUCAUCAGGCCCUUCAUGCAGUACAACAGCACGCGGGCCGCCGGCGUUGACCUGGUUAAUGAUACAGUGCAACGUAUCGAGGAGCUUAACGAUUUGGAUAUGCAAUUGUACGACUAUGCCAGGGAUCUUUUUCAGCAGCGUUACAUGUACAAGCGGCAACUCGAGCGAAGAGAGCUGCGCCUAAAGAACCAACCCGCCCUUUUUCCUUUUCGUCGGAUGCCCAGCGCCAAUCCUUCAUCCAGGGAUGACGCGACUGUGUCUGAGGCUUCGCGCUUACCCACAGAGGACUAUAUGAAUCACAUUAUCAACCGCUGGUAGCAGUACUGGGGGAGGGGAAUGGGAACUACAGGUUGAUGAGGAGAAAAUGGCUUCAAUCCCAAGGUCAAGUUUAGCGGGAGACAAAAACUUAGACAGAGCUUUAGCGCCACCACCACCUUGUCCCUUAAAGACAAGUCAAAUAUGGCCCUCCCCCUUCUGUUAUGCUCCAGGAUAUCUCCAUCUCCGCAAGAGAGGAUUCCAAUAUCAUGAAACACUGGCUCUGUCUUCGAUUUGUGAAGACUAUAUUUGCCAGAUGACAGAUAUAGGACUGAUUAACAUAAAGCACUGAGCCUAAAGACUUCAAUGGGCCUAAUCACCCACUGAAGAGAAAAGAUAACAAAUGUAAAGAUUAUGGGAAUUUUAUUCACUACAGAUUUUAAAAGAAUGAACAGAAUGAAAUUGUAUAGAGGUAUUUGCUUAAAUGUUCGCUGUCAUUUCAGCCAUGAAUUUGUGACUAUAACAGUCUGUCUCUUUAUUUUUAGUUUAUUAUGCUCUUAUUUGUUUUAAUUAUUUUAAAGGGAUUUUACUUUCCCUCAAAGAUGUAUUCUCACAGCACUGAGACCAACAGAUCUGCCUAACACUUAUUGGAUGCAAUUUAUAAGCUUUUCAGAAUCAGUGAUGACUUGAAAAGGUCUGUUCUGUUGUCUUGUUUUUAUUUGUGCAUCAGUCACAAAUGUCAAUGCACCAAACAAGACGUGGACCAUAGCCAUUAUUUAAGAUAUGUGUAUUAAUAUAAUCUUGCCGAAUGUGAGAGCACACCUCAACUGGAGGUAUUUCUUUUGUCCGAUCUGACAGAUGUCUUGCGCAAUGCUAUUAGCCGAGAAGAAUUCUAGGUUGACAUGGCACCAAGCCUCAGCAUCCAAUCCAGGCAAUUUCUCAGUCAUGGAUGUUGUCUUAUGCCUAAAGGGAGCCAGUGUACACCCAAAGAGGAAACUGUAUCCUAAUUUACACUUAGUAGGAAUUGGCUUUUUGUUUCUGAGCUUCUAGGACUGGGUGAUAUAGCUACAAAAAUUCAUAAUUUCAGCCUUUUUGUGACAUUCAAUCCAUUCUAACGCUAUUUUGCUACUAGUGUUUAAAUAAGAGAUGCUAUUAAAAGAUGUAUGAAUGCUCUCACACUAAUGAAAUGUCUUUUAAAAAAGCUGAGUGUGUAAUUUAUUCAUUGUUAAAAACAUCCUGCUGUCCUAGCUUGAAAUGCAGAGACAACUAUAAGUAAACCAGGCAUAGGUUCAUUUUCUCAAAAACUGUAAAUACUUUGUCUCUGUGGCACUUUUAAAAAGUCCUCAGUUUAUUUUGAGUGGCCCAUUCUGUUCAACACAACAACAUUGCCUCGAACAAUUGCGUGAGUUGGGGUGGGGCCAUCUACUGAUUUAUCAACAGCAGAUGGUAGGCAUAGUUAGAAAACUGUUUGAAAAAAGUGUUUAUUUUUGUAAUUUUGUUCGGUCGAUGUAGUGGUGCAGAAAAUACACUUCAGCUCUUAUAGUCAAGUAAAAAUGUGUUAAAAUCAUUGUGAUAUUCACAAUGUUAGUUAAUUUUAUAUUGUUAGCAAAAUCAUCCCAAAUACAUUGUGGAUAUUCGAUAUAUCACCCAGCCCUAGUGUGUAAAAUAAAGAGCUCAUGAAUCCCAUUGCAGAAGGAAGAGGCCAUAAACACAGCCUUUAUAAAUGUCACCACCAUUUCCAAUUUCUGUUGACUACUCGUUAUUUCUAAUGCAAAUAGAUAAGGAAUGUCUGUAUGUGUAUAUACAAUGAGUGUUGUAGCAUUCUGUUGAGUACAACUGUUCUACAGUAAGUAUGCAAGCGUGUUUGGAUGUUACCAAAUAUUUUAUGCGUGCAUGUGUGUGUGUGCGUGUGUGUGUGUGUGUGAGAGAGAGAGAGAGAGAGAGAGAGAGAGAGAGAGAGACAGACUCAUGACCAAUCUCUUGACAUGGUCCUCAGGGACUGAAGCCAGUAAGGGGACAAGAAAGUAUUGCAUCUGCAUGAGGGUGAGUAAAUGAUGAGAGAAUUUUCAUGUUUGGGAAAACUAUCCCUUUAUGUUGACUACAUUUAGAGAAAACUAAAUGUGAAUUAGGUAUCAGGAAGAAUUACCCCACUUGAAAUGUGCCCUUCCUGUUUAACUGACUUUCGAGAUGUUCUUAGGUACAUCUUCUACUUACUGUUCUGCUGUGGGAAUAUUAUUUCUCAGUAACCAUAAAGGCAGACUACUCUUCACUUAUUACAUAUUUAACAAGCCUAGAGUGUUUUUACAUUAUACAGGCACAAAUGUCUUAUCAUGAACGAUCUGCAUAAUUUAUGAAUGAUCCAAGGCAGCCCUUUAUUACUGUCUUAAUGUGAUACUAUCAUUCCUUUCAGGUGAAAAUAAUUGCGAAAUGCUCUUUAUCAAACUUGUAGAGGUAAUUCUUCAAUGCAAAACUUACUCACUCAUCUUGACUAGUUUGGUGACCAAGGCAUACACCCAACCAAUCAGAGUGUAAAGUGUUAGGUCAGAACCAUACUAUGUGCAAGUAUGCAAAUGCUUGGCUAACUUAACUAAACAUGCAUUCUUUCAUUACUAUGUGGGUUACACACCUCAGUAUUCAAAGGGGCCAUAGAGUAAACCUUAAAUGUCUGUACUUGAUGUAACCUGAUGUGUUUAAUUUUGAUAAUUUAACUAACUUUCUCAGCAAGAUUGUCUUUAAACUAUUUUUGCUCUGCCAUGACAGUUGUUCAGGUGAAAGAGAAAACUGGCCAUAAAACAAAGCAGCUUACGCUAAGCCCGCUAUAGCGCCCCUUGUGGGAGUACUGAGAAUGCACCAUGAUUUGUUGCUUAUUUCAGAACGCACUGACGUGUGAAAUCAAGCUUACGUAGCUAGAGGCUUUUGCGUUCACGUUCUCGCAUUCAGUAUGUUUCGGGCCUUUAAUGUGAGUUGAGCAAAGUGACUUAAUUGUUUCUGAAAGAAUGUGAGUGUGUGUAAGAGUGAAAGCAGCAUUAGCGAAUCCCUGAGCUCUGCAGAGAAAGCGUUCUGCGGGGUGCAUUUCAACAAUGGAUAGUCAAAGACACCAAUAAAAAUAAAAAAUAAAUCAUUUUUAUAUA
This is a messenger RNA of Xyrauchen texanus (razorback sucker), 4582 nucleotides long. RefSeq names its product heparan-sulfate 6-O-sulfotransferase 1-A-like. NCBI's taxonomy places the organism in Eukaryota, Metazoa, Chordata, Actinopteri, Cypriniformes, Catostomidae. Gene Ontology annotation, cellular component: membrane. The transcript has 2 exons. The record is from RefSeq and is a predicted model, not a curated record. Gene Ontology annotation, molecular function: heparan sulfate 6-sulfotransferase activity. The coding region runs from base 270 to 1514 and encodes 414 amino acids.